AUGGACGCUCUGGACGCGUUGCAGUUGAGAGAUCAGGAAAUAAAUAAAGCCUUAUCGCUCGCCAAUGAGAUUCUCAACGAAGAACCAAAGCAAAAUGAAAACAUCGAAAAGGACACAACACAAUCGGAUGAGGAUAUGGACACGCUCAUAGAGCUCGUGAAAAGUGUCGAUGUUGAGCCGGCAAGCAACCUUGGAAAGCUGGUUGACCUUGACGAUCGAACGCAAUUCGCAGCGAACCUUGACGAGAUUAAAUCCAGAAUCGACCUGAACGACUACAACGAACAUGCCCAAAUCAACGUAGACCAACGAGUGCCUGCAGAGGGCCGCGAACGAUUCCUCAAAGCCCGCGUCACCGUGCUCGAAGAAGAAGUGAAAAAAUUGACCAAAGAACUUCAAAAAACAGGCGACAAGCUACACAAAGCCAAGCGAGAGGCACAGACCAACGGCGAAAGCACCGAAUUCCUCACGAAACAAAAUGAAAAGCUGAAGAAAGAUCUCAUCAAGUCUAAAAAUGCCGCCACAGACGCAAGCAAGGAAAAAGAAGAGGCGCAGCGCGAGCUGAAACUUAUCCGAAGAGAACUUGAUGAUCUUAAACGAGCCAAGAAAACUGUGAAGCCCAAACAACAGCAGAAUGAUGUGCGGCUGCAGAGAGCUCUUGAAGAGGCUCAAAAAUACAAACUCGAAAUGGCGGAGAUGACACGCAAACACAAAGACGACGGCGUCGUUGCCAAGGCCCAAUACAACGAAGCAACGGCUGAGACUGCGCGCCAAAAAAAGCUAGUAAGCGAGUACAAGUCCGUUAUUCAGAAGCAGUCGAAGCUGAUUGAGGUGCUGCGCAACAAGUGCACGCAUUUGGAGGCGGCGCGCGUCCUCGACUUCUCCGAGCAAGAGUUCAUGCGCGUUCUCGACUGGAAAUAA
Molecule: messenger RNA, 918 nt
Organism: Oikopleura dioica
Lineage: Eukaryota; Metazoa; Chordata; Appendicularia; Copelata; Oikopleuridae
Source: the annotation of a GenBank genome assembly